This is a messenger RNA of Schistocerca gregaria, 8101 nucleotides long. RefSeq names its product E3 ubiquitin-protein ligase MARCHF5. NCBI's taxonomy places the organism in Eukaryota, Metazoa, Arthropoda, Insecta, Orthoptera, Acrididae. The record is from RefSeq and is a predicted model, not a curated record. Gene Ontology annotation, molecular function: zinc ion binding. Bases 4718 to 5626 code for a protein of 302 amino acids. The transcript is spliced from 8 exons.
UCGACAUAAAAAACCUACAUUAUGGACAGGUAGACAAUUUAAGAAAAUUCUUUAUAGAAUGACCAGAAACUAGCAAAAUACACAAAGCAAUCACUCAUAUAAAUACAUCAGCUACACCAUCGCAAUUUCAUAACCACUUCUACAGCCCUUUAGAUCACAUAACAUCAACAGAUACAAAGAAAGUAAAUUGGAAAAAGGAAACACUACAUGGUAAGCACCCAUAUCAUCUAACACAGCCACACAUCGAUCAAGACACAUCCAAUACAUGGCUAAGAAAAGGUAAUAUAAACAGUGAGACGGAAGGAUUCAUGAUUGCAAUACAGGAUCAAACAAUACCACAACAAAUAAAUGCAGACUUAGCAAACAACAAAUAGAAACAGUAGAUCACAUCACAAGCAGAUGUACAAUACUAGCAAAUACAGAAUACACCAGAAGACUUGACAAUGUAGCAAAAAUAAUAUAUCAACAGCUUGCCAUACAACAUGAACUAAUAAAACAACACAUUCCCACAUACAAGUAUGCACCACAAAGUGUGCUGGAGAAUGAUGAAUACAAAUUAUACUGGAACAGAACCAGUAUAACAGAUAAAAAAACACCACAUACAAACCUGACAUCAUACUCACCAAUAAAAAGAAGAAAUUAACACAACUAAUCAAAAUAUCCAUACUCAAAUAUACAGAAGAAAACAGGAGAAAAAAUUGAAAAAUACAUCCAACUGGCUGAGGAAGUCAAGGACAUGCGGCAUCAGGAUAAGGUUGACAUUAUACCAAUUAUAGUAUCAACUACAGGAGUCAUACCACACAAUACCCACCAGUACAUCAACGCAAUACAGCUACAUCCAAACGUAUAGAUACAAUUACAGACAUCUGUAAUUAUUGAUACAUGCUCCUAUUACCCGAAAGUUCCUAAAUGCAAUGUAACAUAUACCGUACAGUUAAAAGGAAGUCAUGCUUGAUCAAGGUCCACGUCACAUACCAUUUUUAACCAGACAUAACGUCUGAGAAAGGAAAGAAGUAAUAUGAAAAGAUAGUUGCUAUUCACCAUAUGGCAGAGAUGCCAAGUUGCAGAUAGGCACUCAUCUCCACUACACGGUGAGUAGCAACUAUCCUUUUCAUAAUAUUAAACAAUUUUCAUAACAUUGUUACAUUCCAUCCUGGAUUUUUGAUUGUUUAAUAACAGUAAUAAAUGGUUUAUUUCUCCAUAAUAACUUUUACAGUCAAGGACAUAAUCUGUUUAUAAACAUAUAACAUUAAAAUGAGUUUAAAAAUAAGGAUACAUUAUACACAGUAACAUUAAAAAUCCUUGAUGGAGUACAAACAUUUAUCAAUUAACUGUUCCUUUAAUUUUUGUCUAAAAUACAUUUCCAUUUAACAGUUUUAUGUUAUUUGGCAGUCUUUUAUGGUCUAUGAUCUGUUGCUCUUUUAUUACUUAAUUUUAUGUGGUAAUCCUCUCCUUUUCUUGUAUUAUAAUUAUGGAUUUCCCUACUGGUUAUAUUAUGCUCCAUAUUUUCUUUUACAAACAGUAUAGUCCUGAAAACAUCGAGCGAAUACUCUGUUAGUAUGCUAGGCUUAAUGAAGUAUUCUCUACAGGACUGAUAUUUACUAAUAUUAGCUAUUAUCGUAACUGCUCCUUUGUGGGCUCUGAAAGCCCUAUACAUGUAAACCAUUGAUGCCCCACCCCAAUCUCGAUACCAUAUUGUUGGUGGGAGUGCUUAAUUCCAAAACAGAUUUGUCUUAAGACAGGUGAUGAUAUUACACUUGAAAGGCGUUUAAGCAUUUAGGUGCUACAGGAGGUCUGUUUUACACGUGUAACAGAUGUGCUCCUUCCAUGUAAAAUGUUCAUCUACUGUAAUAUCCAGGAAUUUAUGUUUCUCAAUUGUUUCAACUCAUAACUCUGGUUCACCGUCCACUUGUCUUGAUUUAUAAUGUAGUAGAAACUGCAUCAGAAUUGCCUUUGCCUAAUUAAGUGCUACUUUGUUUUCGGUGAGAUAUUCUGCAAUGAGACUGACGUUCUCUGCAUCAUUUUGCACACCUUACUGUUUUGUAGAGCUCCAGCUUAUGAAGGAGGUAUCGUCAGCAUAAUUUACUAGGUUUGAAUUUUGAGGAAUUAAUAUAUCACUGAUGUCCACAAUACACAGAAGUGGCCCUAUAAUACUUCCCUGAGGGACUCUACAGUUAAGGAUUUUAUAAGAUGAUUUUACUGUUUGUACAUGUUCCCCAGUUGUAUGAUACACCUUAACACAUUGACCCCUGUCAGGAAGGUAAGAUGUUAACAAAUCUAAUGCCACCAUCCUAACUCCAAAAGUUUCUAAUUCAUACAGAAGAAUACAAUGACUUACAGAGUCAAAAACCUUGGAUAGGUCUAAAAAGGUGUCUACAAAUUUGUUUCUGUCAUCAAGUUUAUUCAAUAUUGCUUGAAAAAAUGUAGCUACAGCUGGUACUUCAGACCUGCCCUUCCUGAAACAAUGCUGACAGUUUUUUAAUAGAUUGUACUUACAGAAAAAUGAUUCCAGUUGAUCAGUACGUUGCCUUUCUAACACAUUAUAAACUAUUGACGUCAGUAAAAUAGAUCUAUAAUUUUGUAUAUCAGUGACUGCUCUGCACUGAUCUUAUCUCAGUGACUUUUAGCGUAUCAGGAAAUGACCCCCGAUUGUGAUGGCUCGUUUUUGCAAUUUGAACAUAUUUACCACAUUCUGUGCAUUUGUGCCACAGAAUAUUAUGCCAUAACUGAUAUUAGAAUGUAUGUGUGCAUAGUAUGUUGCUCUUAGGCACGAGCUAUUACACACUGUGGUUACUAGUCACAAGGCAUAGCAUAUAGUGCUAAUUCUUUUUCCUAGUACCCCAAUAUGUUCAUCCCAUUUUAUACAUACCGUAAAAUUUUGCGCGCACUACACUCUCUAGGGAUUUGUUAUGUAUUUUAAGUUUUGUUAUAUUAGGUUUGUAUUUAUGUAGAAGUUUAUGUUAUUAGCCUUUUUUACAUUGAAGAGUUACUUUAUUCUUACUUGACCAGUUGUGAACCACCCUAAGUGUCUUUUCAGCAUUUACUUCUAACAUUUCUAAGUGUCCUUUCUGUAAUAAUCAUACUGCUGUCCUCAGCAAAUAACAUGGUUUCUCCUCAUGUAAACCACAGUGAGAAGUCAAUGUAUAUUAGAAACAGUACUGGGUCUCACACGCUCCCUUGAGGAUCUCCGGUGUUCAAGUAUUCUGUGUCUGAAAUAUGUUUCACCGUAUUGUUAGAGCCACUUGAAAUUUAGGAUCUCUACCCUCUGCACAUUGUCUGCUAGAGAAGGCCUAAACCAUUUAUUUACCACCCCAUCUCCCUUAUUUCUAGUGCAUCAAGUUCACCUACAAGUAUUUCAUGAUCAACUGUGUCAAAUGCUUUACUGCCAUCUAGGAUAAUGCUUGUUACUUGUUCUCCUUUAUGUAGGGCUUCUAACACCGCUUUUGUAAAUCUUGCUAAAGCAGCUUCUGUUCCCUUCCCAGACCUAGUCGAAUUGUACACCUCACACAGAAGUUGGUAUUUAUUUAAAUAAUCCACAAGUCUGUUUUUCAUAAUAGUUUCUAUCACUUUUGCAAAGGAAGACAGUAGUGGAACUGUUCUGUAAUUCUCUAUAUUAUCUGUACCACCUUUCUCAUGAAUGGGAAGUACUUCUACCUGCUUUGGUAAUUAGACAAGUAACAUGCUAAUGCUGUCUUCAGUAGUCACAUUUUAACUUCAUCUUGACUUGUGGGCAUUUUACUCCAAAGUUUAUGUAAGAUCCUGCUGAUUUCCUCCUCACAGACGGUUAGCAGCAGCUGUGUAAGGUCCAUAAUUAGUUGUAGCUGUACGUUGCAUUUCACAUACAAGUACGUAUGAGAAUAGAUAUCGCGUUCGAGAGAACGUCAUAUUUCUCGUUUCAAUCUUUAAGAACGCAAGAAAGUAAGUUUACAGUUUUAAUACGUAGAUUCAAAUCUAUGGGAAGAAAACAUGUCAUGGCCUGACAAAAUAAGAGGUUAAUAUCUCACCCUUCGCUUCUAGCACAAUUACACGCAGACUUGGGUCCUUCUUUAAAAUCCUAUAUGCUGCUGUCAAACCCGACAGCCCAGCACCAAUAAUCGCAAUAUCAACAGCAGUGUAGAGACGUCCAGACCAACUUUCUUGCGACAAAAGGGAGUUACUCAUUUUCAGUAACAAACUGCCAUCUGUUUCACCAAUACAUCAGCGAUUAUUAGCAUUUGCUGAUAUAAAGUAGCCGCUAGCUUAAAUCAGGUGCUCCAUGGUGCAUAAUACCUCCUUGGGCUCGCGUAUUUAUUGUAUUCACAGAUAAUCGUCUAAGCAAUUCUGCAGUGCAGAUGUUAGGGGGCGUACAGAAAGAAUUUCAGCCCUGCGCAUUUACACUUUAUGACGUAUUUAUUAACGACACAAUACACGUCCAAGGUGAGACUUUAGAAAGCGCUGAUUAACUAACGCGUGUAAAAUCAGUCUUGUUACACCAUAUCGAAAUCAGUAAAUGAUCACAGAUGUAUUUGUUUGCAACAAUCAUUCCAAAGAUAUUCGUAAGUGUUUGCUAAAAGCCGCUGAGCAGUGUUGUGUGUGGGAACUGGGAAGAUCAUUUAAUUGCUGGAAUGUAGACACAUGUGUCAGCACAACAAAAUUUCGUUCGUAACGUGAGAUAAGUGUGUAACGACUGCUGGUGAUUCAUUCGAAAACUGAUAUGUUGGAAUCGUGACAAAGUGAGAUGGCUGGAAGAGAACGGGAGGAAAGUGCCAAUCAGCUAGUAGGUGCGACGUCCAGGUUAGAUGAAGAAAGGAGGACGUGCUGGGUUUGCUUUGCCACUGAUGAUGAUGACAGUGAAGCAGAGUGGGUGCAUCCCUGCAAUUGUCGUGGUACAACUAAGUGGGUCCAUCAGUCCUGCAUACAACGAUGGGUAGAUGAGAAACAAAAAGGAAAUCCUUCCGGCCGUGUAACUUGUCCACAGUGUGGAACAGAAUACAUAAUUUUAAUUCCUAAUGUGGGUACAGUGGUGUUUAUACUAGACACACUUGAUAGUAUUGUCAUAAAAGUGUGCCCUUUCAUGGCUGCUGGCAUUGUUGUUGGGUCCAUAUACUGGACAGCAGUAACAUAUGGCGCAGUGACGAUCAUGCAGGUAGUAGGUCAGGAUGAAGGUAUGUCUGUAAUGGAAAAGGCAGACCCUUUUGUGCUGCUUUUUGGACUGCCUAUGAUACCUAUGGUAUUAAUUGUUGGAAAAACUCUUCACUGGGAGGAUGCUGUCCUAAAUUUUUUGCGACGACAUUCGUACAAAUUGCCUCUUCUUAAAUACAUUCUUCCAUCAGGGCCUUCAGAGGGAACACGCAGCAGUGUAGAAUUUCCUCCCAUGAAUGAUCCCGUUUCUGCAACGCGAGUGCUUUGUGGAGCACUUUUGUUGCCAACUGUGGCAUCAUUAGUUGGAAACAUUUUCUUCGAAACUGUAGAGUCAAAUAUUCAUCGAACGUUGUUGGGUGGACUGGCAUUCGUCGCUGUCAAAGGUGUGUUAAGAAUAUACCAUAAACAAAAACAGUAUGUUCGACAGACGCGACGCAGAAUAUUGGAUUACACGGAAGCGAAUCGUAACGCUGUCAGAAGGGAAGCAGGAGCAGCUAAUCACUGAAAUCAGCGUCAGGUUAUUGACUGAGAAUUGGCAGUUCCUUGCUGUUUGCAUAUUGUUGCAAAUUUAAAUUUCAAGUAACUGGUGUGAAACUUGCAGAGUGUGAACCAGGUGAUGAAUCGAAUAACAAAAUUGUCCAUGAUAAAGCGUUUAGUGAUAACUUUGUUUACAAUUGUUACUGUAAAAUAAAUUAAAAUAUAUGAAACCUGUGUAUCAUUCACUUGCUUUCAUAGCUAUUUUUGUGUAUGUAGCAGUACAGCCAAAAGCAAGGAGUGUUGUUUCUUUGGAAAUUUGCACCUAUGAUUAUUUUGUGGGCUUUUAAACUUAAGUGAAUACUGUUUUCUUUAUACCUGUAUCUUUUUUGAACAGAGGAUUUAGUUUAUGUUUGUUUUGUUGACCCAGCAAAUUUGUAAUAUUCUUGUGGAGUAUCUUAAUUACACAUCUCAUAAAUCAAUUAUCCAAAAGUUUAGUACCCAUUGUUAUUUGCAGAUACUUAAAAAUAUUGAUGAUGUUUGUUGGAAAGUACUCAAUAUCCUUUUAAGUUCUGUUGUUUCGUUAUGAGACUGAAAAUUUGUAACCGGUUUUGGUUAAACCAUGUGGUUAUUGGAUUAAAAACCCUGCAUUAAAACUUUUUACACAGAUUAAUUUGAAAUAAACGAAACACCUAUUACUAACUGGUUCAGCAUCAAUUUGUGUUCUUGUCUGCCUGUGAUACUGCAGUUUCUUGUCUGAGAUAUCCUAGUUGUUUAAUGGGUAGAUAACUGAGAGACAGUGUCAAAGCUUAUGUAUUGGAAACAGUCGUGCCUGGCUAUAUUAAUAACCAUGUCUGUGAUGUGUGUGGCAAAAAUGGUAAUAAUUCUUUUUAAAUAGGUCAUUUUGUGCACUUUGUUGGUGUUCUUUGUACAACAUGGUCCAGAGACAUUUGGAUGACUUUACACAGGGAAAAAUCAUCACGAAACGGGAAGAUGAUGAAGCCCAGGAGUUUGGCAUUGCGCACAACAUUGUUUCACAUGAAUGGGGAACCACAGGCACUGCCAUGUGGAGGAGAGGAGAUGGUCGACCAUGGUCAACAAUAAUAAGAACAGCAGCAGCAGAUGACCGCCACUAAAUUGUACAAUACAGGCAAGAAGGGAGCCACGUCAAACAGCAGGUGCAGUUGUAACUUCAUUUUAAAGACUACAAGGCAACCACCUCACGCCCCACAGUGAUACCUGACUGCAUGGGGGUGAACACACUGGCCAAUGGCUAGUAUGUUGUGUUCUAUUGACAUAUGCGCAUUGGUGGUACCUUCUGCGAUGGUGCCAAGAGCUUAAGGACCUGAGCUUCUAAAAGUGGGAGUCGCACACACUUUUGGAUGAAAGCAAAUUCAGUCUGAGUAGUGAUUCUAGACUUACCCUCAAAUGGUGAGUGGUGAGAUCACAUAAUUCACCCAGGAACAUUGUUGAUGUGAUUGUUUCGGUAGUCUAGAUGUUAUGGUGAGGGGCACAUAAUGUUGCACGUGUGUACUGACCUCAGAGUGUUUGAGCACUGUAUACUCACUGGUCAAUGUUAUUGUGGUAUUGUACUUCUCCCCAUGUUUGUCUCUUUAGGGGUGCAUUCUGUCCUCACUGCAUUUACAUGGAUGAUAACGUGUGACCUUAUCAAACAGUGCAGGCGGAGGAACUCUUGGAAAGAGAUGAUAUCUGUCAAAUGGCCUGCUUGUUCCCUCAACUUAAAUCCCAUUGAGCAUGUCAGAUGCGUUGAGGAGAUGUAUUGCAGCACGCACAUCCACAUGCACCAACUACCAACCAGCAGCUGUCGACGACAUUAGUGGAGGAAUGGAACACCAUUCUAUGAGAACUCCUGGGCAAUUUUGUCUCAAAUCAUGCAGGACGCGUCAAUUCAUCAUCAUGACUUUCUCUGAAAAAAUGUGUUAAGACAUCUAUAUCAUGUGUAUUAAGAAAUUAAAUAUUUUCAUUUUAUCUCUAUUUUUGUAAAUGGUACAAUCCUUUGAAAAAUCUGUAUUUUGUAAGUAACUCUAAAACAGUAGAGAACUAAAAAAAAUAUGGCAGAUGUUUUGUUUUAAAGCUCCAUCUUUGUGUUCAAAUUUAGUUCACAUGCACACACUCACUUAUAGGCUUUCUUUUAACUUACAGAUUUAAGAAGAAAAUACAAAACUUUUAAUUUUUUCCUACAUAAAAUGUUUUUUUAUGAUUUUGAAAGUUGCAGAACACUAACGUCCGUCUUAUGUUACUAGAUGCAAGUGAUAUACUUUUAUUAAAAAAAUCUUCUCUGUUCCAGCUAUCUGUAUUAUAUAAAUAUUUAUUUCUAAAAAUGUAAGAAAUUGCAUUUUUAUGAAUUAUUUACUCGAAAACCACCAUCACUAAACUUAUGAAGAUUGCGCAAAUGUAUUUUUUGGUUAAUGUGUUAGUAGUUACUGCAGCCAAAGUGGGCAGUAUUUUUCUAUGUGAAGCAUUAAAAAGUUUUCAAUAUUCUGCA